GCUGUCAAGAAAUGUUACCCUGAUUCAGAAGUCCCAAGCCUUCACUGCAUCAAGAAAAUGAUUGCAGACCUCACCAGUAUCAAGUCCAUAAUCAACCACAGAUGUAUUAAUUCCUGUGGAGCCUUCAUUGGCCUGUGGGCUGACCUUGAUGCCCGUCCAACAUGUGGGGAGCCAUGUUAUGACCAGAAACAGCUUCAACGGAGUCAUGGUCAUACAAAGGUUCCCUGUGCUGUUUUCUAG
Messenger RNA from Suillus subaureus, 240 nucleotides. RefSeq lists its product as uncharacterized. The transcript has a single exon. The annotation marks the transcript as partial. The record is from RefSeq and is a predicted model, not a curated record. Lineage: Eukaryota; Fungi; Basidiomycota; Agaricomycetes; Boletales; Suillaceae.